ACUGCUCCAUAAUGACAGUGGGUGGGACCCUGAUAUAUACCAGGAUCACUCUUCCACUGCUCUUGCUUGGGGUAUCUCUGUCCAUUCAUGGCCUCUCCCAAGCCAGGCCCUCUCAGCAUUUCAGCUCCCCGGAAGUGGUGAUCCCCUCGAAGGUGACCAGCAGGGGUAGAGGUGCAAAGGCUCCAGGAUGGCUCUCCUACCGCCUGCGGAUUGGGGGCCAGAGGCACAUUGUCCACAUGAGGGUCAAGAGGCUGUUGGUUUCCACACACCUCCCUGUGUUCACCUACACAGAGCAGCAUGGCCUCCAGGAGGAUCAUCCCUUUGUCCUUGAUGAUUGUUACUAUCAUGGUUACGUGGAGGGGGCCUCCGAGUCUCUGGUUGCCCUCAGCAGCUGUUCUGGAGGUUUUCAAGGAAUGCUACAGAUAAAUGACCUCAUUUAUGAAAUCAAACCCAUCAGGCACUCUUCCACAUUUGAGCACCUGGUGUAUCAGGUAGGCAGUGAUAAGACAGAGUCCCCACACAUGAGAUGUGGGUUGACAGAAGCAUCAAUAACACGCCAAAAGGAGUUGCAUGCAUCAUAUAAUUCUACUCUGAAACAAAGUUCUAAUGUGGGCUGGUGGACUCACUGGAGAUUUGUUGAGCUGGGAGUGGUUGUAGACCAUGUUAGAUUUCUUUAUUCCCAAAGUAAUGUGUCAGUAGUGUACAAUGAAGUAUCUCACGUUAUCAAUAUAGUGGAUGAAUUUUAUUACCUUAUGCAAGUUGAUAUAACAUUGAUUGGUAUUGAGAUCUGGAAUAAAAGAAAUCCUAUUUCUACAAGUAAUGAUCUAGGGGAAGUUUUGUGGGAUUUUGCUGUUUGGAAGGAUUCACAUCUCGAAUCCCGUCUUCACCAUGAUGCUGCACAUCUUUUCAUAAAAGAAGUACAUGACCAAACAGUUGGUAUGGCCUUUAUUACAGGGAUAUGUGAUCCCCCUUUUAACUGUGCAGUUAGUGUUUUUGAAAGCCAAGACUUAUUUCUUUGUGCACUUACUGUGGCCCAUGAACUUGGUCAUAAUUUGGGUAUGAAUCAUGAUGAUCAGUGGUGCGCAUGCGAAGUAGAGUGGUGCCUAAUGUAUGCCUACAGAGAGAACACAACUAAAUUCAGUAAUUGCAGUUAUGCGCAAUAUUAUGAUACUACCAGGAAUCCUGGAAUGUGUAUUCACUCUCCUCCAUAUACAGGGUAUGUCUCUGGGUUGAAGUUCUGUGGGAACAGGGUGGUCGAAGAAGGAGAGGAGUGCGACUGUGGAUCUGUACAUCAGUGUGAACGUGAUCCCUGUUGUCUUUUGGACUGUGCUCUGAGGCCUGGCGCUGCUUGUGCUUCUGGCAGUUGUUGCAAAGACUGCAAAUUCUUGCCACCAGGGACUUUAUGUAGACAGCAGGUCAGUGAAUGUGACCUUCCAGAGUGGUGCAAUGGGACAUCACACGAGUGCCCGGAUGAUGUAUAUAUACAGGAUGGCACCCCCUGUAUGGGUGGUGCCUCCUGCUAUGCAAAGACAUGUAAUAACCCUGAUGUUCAGUGCAAGGAGAUUUUUGGCCGAGAGGCAAGGAGUGCGUCUGAGAUUUGCUACAGUGAAGUGAACACCCAAGGAAAUCGUUUUGGCCACUGCGGUAUCGUAGAAACAACAUAUGUAAAAUGUAUGGCUCCUGAUAUCAUGUGUGGGAGAAUUCAGUGUGAAAACGUCCACAAAGUUCCCAAUCUGAAGGAACACUCUACCGUGCACCAGUAUCACUUCAAUGAUACCACUUGCUGGGGCACUGAUUAUCACUUAGGGAUGUCCAUACCUGACAUUGGUGAGGUGAAAGAUGGCACGGUGUGCGCUCCAGGAAAGAUCUGCAUUGGCAGGAAAUGUGCCAGUGUGAAUCCUGUGCCACAAAACUGCGAGCCCCUGCAUUGCAGCCUGAGAGGAGUCUGCAAUAACAGACAGCACUGCCACUGUCGCCACGGGUGGGCACCUCCCAACUGCAGCUAUGAAGGCCAUGGAGGGAGCGUGGAUAGCGGUCCACCUCCUACAAACAGGAGGGAAGGAUUAAGCGUGGUAGGAAAUGUGGGUUACACUUCGGCAUUACUUGCGAUUCCUUUGAUAACUCUUCUUUUCUAUUACUUCACUGUACUUUCCAAGAAAGAGAAACACACACACACACAAGUUGAGAACAAAGAAGAAGAAAAUGAAGCAAAGGGAACAGAAGAAAAUAGAGUGGAAGAAAACAGGGUGGAAUAACAGAGAAUGAAGAAGAGGGAGCAGAAGAAAAGGAAGAGGAAGUGGAAGCCAGAGGCUGAUGCUUCCUUUAAAAGGAUCUCUAAUUUUUGUUUUCAUAGUGGAGAAGCUGGAUGUGGCUGUUUAACCAGAAAUUUAAUGCUCUCGUGCCAGGACCAUAAGUGUUAGACAUCACAGCACAGGACUCCUGCAUGUUCCUACUUGCUUUUCAGUGUUUAACACAACAUUAAAUGUUCACUUUGUUUCUUGAACAAAGUUGUCUCACUAUGUUUCUUGAACAAAGGCCUAGAGAAACCACACUUUAAAGCUGCAUGCUUUCUCUCUCUCAGUUCUAAACCUCCUCUCAUGUCUUCACUCAGUUUCUGGGCAUGUGUGUCCACAAGACUCACUUCUGUUUGGCACAGUUGGCUGUGGACAAGGGGAAGGAAGAAGUAACCUAAAUGACAAGUGGUAGGAAAAGAGAGAUUUCUUUCCUUUGUACUUAACAUUUCUGACAGCAUCAUUUUUAGCUGAGGCCAUUCAGUUUGGAAUCCAUUUGUAUGGGAAUCCAUUUGUAUGGUCACUGCUGGAACCCCCCACCCCACCCUAUUCUUCCUUAGAAAUACCGACAGCAGUUGAUACUCUCAGUGUCCAUGUUGCACAUUGGAUUAGCUGGGUGUUCCUCCUGUUAGUUCCUGAAGCUCCAGUACCAGCUGGUCUCCAUGCUCUCCUUGGAGAUCUCAGCCCCUCUUUUUCAGGGACUUCCUGUAAUCAGCUAUGCUCUAAUGUACACAGUCUCGUCCCUCUGUUCUACUGACCCUAGAGAUGUUGGGGCUUUCUGUAGUUACUCUCUGGCUGUGUUAAAUUGUGGUUUCCUAAGCAUACACUGAGUUGGAGUUUAGAGUGAGGGUUACGUUAGACAUCACAGCUGUGUAAAAGAGGGAAAGGAAUUCAGUGGUACAGUUGAAAAUUGAGCUAAAUUGCUGCCUUGGCCAGUCAGGCAGUGAAAUGUUGUAUAACAGAGUUGUCUGGUUUGGGCCAAGGGGGUCUGCUCCUCACACCCUCUCCUUGGUCAGUCAGUGGGUGUGGCUGCCCUGGGAAGGGACAAAUGUCUGUAACUGAAGCUGAAGAACACCUGAAGUCUGGAGACUUGUCUGCUUAUGGGGAGCUCUGCCACUGAUCAGCAAGAGCUUCAGGAAAGUGGAUCCAGGUGGCUUAUUCCACAGUGCAGUAUUUGCACAGCACUGAUUCACUUUUGAAUUUAUGUUCUGUCAGCAACUCGUAGAUGAUUCUGGGGGGCCCCUCUUCCUGUGGGGACAUUAAACGAGGGAAGUUGAUUAUGAGCCAUGUCUCCAUGCUGUGCUUGGUUGUGGAGAUGAAAGUAUACUUAGUGUCUAUCUGUUUCACUCUACUCUCAUUUCCCUCUCUCAGCUGGUGAGUAUUCUGAUGGCUUUGGAUGCUUACCAUGUGUCGUGAUGCAGGACCUUAUCGCCAACCUGAGCAUCUAGUCACCAUGCCCUUCUAGGCUGAGGUUGCUGAUUUUAUCCAUUUAGAGCCACCACUGGGCUAGGGAGUACUGAAUGGUUCCUGGGGAGAUCACCUGGAUUUUAUGUGUACACCCUGUUGUGCCCAUCUUAUAACAGCAGUACUGCCUCCUGUUGAUGAUUACUGUCAAUCACCCCUUUCAAGGAUGUGACCCUUCUUUUGGUAUCUGAUUUAAAGACACAGUGAGUUCAGAAUUCCCUGGUGUCAAUGUUUGUGUAUAAUAAGGCAUUAUGACUUUCAAUUAGCCCCUGUUUAAAAAUAUGACUCCUUGUAGGGCCAGAACCUCCAACCGUGUAUAGCCCAGAAUUACAUAGGGGCAGGUAGCACCCACUAUCUCAAUGCAUCUUUGGGAGUUGUGGUGAAUGCUCUUUCUUUGUACACUCUUUUAGGGUUCUGAUUCAGUGCAUACAAUUCAUCAUUAGAUCAAGUGAUUCAGCUUUAGCUUCAGCUGCACCUUCAGUAUAUGUUUCCAAUGCUUUAUUGGGCUGGGAUAUCCUGUAUUAUUUUAUCUGAGCUAUAACUUUUAUACCACAGUCUUGUACAAUUCCAUUGCUGUAAAGUUGGUACCCUGCUCUGGUAUGGUAUUACACAGGAACACCAGAUAGCUGGAUGAGAUAUUCCAAAUGCCUUUGGCUAUUACUGGUGCUUAUUGAGGCUCAGUGUUACACCUGUAGUGAGGUGAGGCACAUUUACCACCAGAAUUUGUGUGUUCUGCUGUAGGGAUGCUGGCCUUUCCAGAAUGAUAGGGUCCUAAUGGAUUCAAUUUCCUACUAAGUGUUUCUCAAGGAAGGGUUCCAAAUCUGGGGUCAGACAGGCCAUCAUUGCUGUUUGGCUGGACACUCAAAGCAGAAGUGGCUAGAUUUGUCUUAGUAUGUAGUAAUCCAUGUAGAGGCAGUCCUGAGUAGUCCAGUCCCUGACCAUUCUUUGAUACAGGAUCUACUCUUACCAACACUGAGUGGCCUGUGCCAAGGAUGGCUGAUGCCAGUUGCUGGGCUGUUUUGUCUAUGUCAUUUAUUGCAUCUUCCACACAGGAUCCUUUUUGUUGAGCAUCAACAUGUGAUUCAGUGGUCUUUCACACUUACAUUCCAUGUAAGUAUGUUUCUACCCUACUUCUCCUGGUCCCCCAUCUUCCAAGAAUUAUUGUUGCAGUCACCUGUACCACUGGCCUGACCAUUUGCUAUUUCCCAUUAUUGUAUAUAUGAUCCUGUUGGACCUCGUCAAUCCCCCCAAAGUUAGACAGCUACUUAUACAACCCAAGUUCAGUACAUUUGGAGUAUUUCCCCUCACAGUUCUUCCUAUCCAGCUCCUCUAUUGAGAAAAACUGUGUCUUAAAACUGCUUGCAGCUUUAGGCUUGUUCACAAAUGAUGCACUGACAUGUCCAUGACUCCAGGAUGAGCUGUUCCAUCUUCUCCUUCAGCUGGUUAUGUGGGAUUCCUGUUUUUGCAUCAAGAAGUUUGAGCUGAAGGAGGAGUAUCAGUGCUGUGGAAUUUGACUUACCUGCUCAGAUACCUGUGCAUUUGGGUUCUCUUAUAUUUGAGUUGGAAUUUGCCACUUACCAUUUUUUCUUUAUUAUUGGCUCCAAACCUCAUGAUGUGAAGGGAUUGACAGAACCCUUUUGUGAUGGACAAUUUUAGGUCCCAUUCUGUGGUUCACAGAAUUCUCAGAUGCUUCCCCUUAGUUCCUAUGUUCUUGGAACCUGUAUGUAACCCAUUCCCAUGUACCUUGAUGGGAUCCGUAUCUUGCAUCUUACAGAGUAUAUGGCAAAUGUGAUGUGAUUUUCAGGUGUAAUUAAUAUACUGCUAGUUAAUUUCAGUUAAUUAAAGGUAGAUUUGCCUAAGUGGCCUUGAGCUACCAGGUAGGUAAGUCCUUUAAAGAAUAUCUAGAGGUGAGACUUGAAGCAAUCAUGUUUCGUUCUUUCUGGCUGUGCAGCAGCCAGCUGCCAUGAGUUCUACAGCUGCAACGAAUUGAAGUCUGAGUAUUCUUGGAAGCAAAUCUUCCCUCAAGUGUCCUUUGAUGCCAAUGAAGCUCAGGUGACAUCUUACUUGUUGUCAAGUGCCUAUUUCUCUAGGCCAUGCCCACAGUUCUUUCCCAUUGAACUUGUGAGAUAAUAAAUAUGUGUUGUUUUAAGCUGCUGAGUUUGUGGUAAUUUGUUUUAUGAUAUAGAAAACAAAUCCACUUCCAACACAUGACACAUUUCAUUUGUUUUUUACCACUUUACCAGUACCACACCAUCCCAUGUGAUGACAAACGACAGUUUAAAAAAGUAUUUUUAAGCAUUUGAUGUGGCGAGUGGGAAGGGGAGAGGGAGAGCUCCCAGGUGCUUAUUCUCCAAAUGCCUACAUCAGUGGCUACUUGCCUGGCCGAAGCCAGCAACAGGAGACUAAAUCCAUGACUCCCAGUGUGUGUGUCAGGAGCAAGGUUACAUGAGACAUCAGUGCUGCUUGCCAUUGUCUGCAUUAGCUUAAAGCAGGAGUCUCAACCUGGAGCCUGCACUUCAACCCAGGUACUCUGAUGCACCAUUUUAGCCAUUAGGCUAAACACUAGCUCUUAGCUAAGCUGUUUAGGCAUGCAGACCAUUUGGAGAAAAAUAAUGUGCAGAUUGACAUCCCCAGUGUCACAGACCAAAUAUGAAUUUUAAAUUAGGGGUUCGAAAUUGUUAAUCAAUGUAUGAACUGUUAGCCAUAUGGUGCUGUUAGCUCCUUGGUGACAGGUAGAGGCAAGUGACAGUCCUCUGUGUGAAGCCCUGUUUAUACUGUUCUCUGUUUCAUGUGCUACUUGGUGCACUAAUUCGAUUUUGUGAACCAAUGUGCUCUGUGAACUGAGUUUGAGAAAUGCUGAGUUAAGUUGAUGUCAAGUGAGUGCAGACAUGGUAAGAGAGUGUUUUGAGGAAUUUGAAAUAGCUGAAUUCCUUACUGUUGCAGAGGAAGAAUCUCACAGUGGUUGGAGUUCAGUCAUGUCAAAGGAAGGGCUGUGAAAUUAUGAAAUCAUGAAAUUAUUUGGAUUGAAAUGUUCUUUCAGGUUUGUCCUUGGAAUGAUUUAUUGGUGACAAAGAUCUUUUGCAAUGCUUUUCUAUUAUGACCUCUUCAUAUGGGUCUUAAUUGUCUCCCAAUUCUUUUGUUCUCAUUUUUUUUCUUAUUUAAAAGAGUUAUAGAACAGAAAAAGAGACAGGUCUUUCAUCUGCUGAAUCUCCCUAGGCCACAACAGACAGGACUGGUGCAGGCCUAAGCCCAGAUCCAGGAAUUUCAUUUGGGUAUCCCUUGUGGGUGACAGAGGCCCAGAACUUGAGCCAUCACCUGCUGCUUUUCCCAGGUCAUUAGUGGGGUGCUGGAUCAGAAGUGGAGCAGCCAGGAUACAAACUGGUGUCCAUAUGGGAUACUGGCCUUGCAGGCUGUGGCUAUAUCUGCUAAGCUACAAUGCUACCCCCUGGCCCCUUCCACAUCAACAUCCUAAAUGGUAUGACAUAUAUGAAGGAUAUGAUGAAGAUACACAAGAAAAAAAUUGGUGUUUAGAAUUUGCCUAAUUAGAGAUGCUUUCCCUGAGAUGUCCUUGAGUAAUCCUGUUUUCUUCCUGCAGCACCCGAUAGCCACUCAUUAGUUUUGGAACCCUAACCAGGCUUGCCCUUGCUUUCUUGACAGACAAUAUAAUGCUAAACAUUGUUCAUAGUCUAUGUAGCUAAUGCCAUUUCUAUCUACAAUCAUAAUAUUGUGGCCACCAGGGUAUAUAACAAUAUGUCUCAAAUUUGUUUUAACUUUGUAUUUAAAAAAGUGAACAUUUUAAAAUUUU
Oryctolagus cuniculus (rabbit) is the source of this 7560-nucleotide messenger RNA. The record is from RefSeq and is a predicted model, not a curated record. NCBI's taxonomy places the organism in Eukaryota, Metazoa, Chordata, Mammalia, Lagomorpha, Leporidae.